CAACGCACACUACCUCCCAGGCUCCCGCAUCUCCUCUCUUCCUCUUCUAGAGGCUUCGCUCCGCCGCCAUGGCCGCCGCCCGGCUGCUGCGACGCCGCCUCGCUGCCGUCCUCGCCUACUCGACCGCCCCCUCCUCCCGAGGAUUUUCGUUUCCUCCACCUGUAACUGCGGGGCUACGAUCCCUCCUAACUGUUACCGAAGUGAGCAAUAACGCUUCAGAAGAGCGUUCCCAGGACCAAGAGGAUUCCAAAACCGAUAACCCACUGGCUUCAGUCCCUACACCGGAGUCCAGCUUCAAAGUUAGAGAUACCUCGAACCUGAAGAUCUCACCCAGACAUGACCUUGCCAUGAUCUUUACAUGCAAGGUCUGUGAGACCAGGUCUAUGAAGAUGGCCAGCCGGGAGUCGUACGAGAAAGGAGUGGUGGUUGCACGCUGUGGUGGCUGCAACAACCUCCACCUCAUAGCAGAUAGGCUUGGCUGGUUCGGGGAGCCAGGGAGCAUUGAGGACUUCCUAGCAGAGCAAGGGGAGGAGGUGAAGAAAGGUUCAACAGACACACUCAACUUCACUCUGGACGACUUGGUUGGGUCCCAGGUGAGUUCUAAGGGGCCUUCUGGCCAAAGUUAGGAUUCUUCCUAGCAUGGUAGCUUUUGGUCCAUUAAAUCCCUGUAGAAGCUUACCUUCUUAGGGAAGUCCCACAGCUUCUGCUCAAUUUCAUGGCUUAUCAUGUGUAGCUAGAAAGUUCAUGGCUUAUCAAGUUUUUGGUUCAAUCAAAUAUGUAUUAUAUGUGAUACUAUUGCAGUGUACCUCUAUUACAAAAACUGCAUCCAGAGGUUUUAAUCCCACAAAAUAUGACGACGGUAAGUUUCUUGUGUA
This is a messenger RNA of Phragmites australis (common reed), 875 nucleotides long. RefSeq lists its product as uncharacterized. Gene Ontology annotation, molecular function: protein-folding chaperone binding; zinc ion binding. Lineage: Eukaryota; Viridiplantae; Streptophyta; Magnoliopsida; Poales; Poaceae. Bases 69 to 626 code for a protein of 185 amino acids. The record is from RefSeq and is a predicted model, not a curated record. Gene Ontology annotation, cellular component: mitochondrion. The transcript has 2 exons. Gene Ontology annotation, biological process: protein stabilization; protein folding; protein import into mitochondrial matrix.